AUGAGUUGCCGAAGGAAUGGUAUUGCUCUCUCUAGUCCACUCAAGAAAACUAUCGGCGAUGCUAUUCGAUUGAACGUCCGCAUUGGUUGGUUGGCUACUCAUUCACCAACUAAGGCCAGACGAACUAAGGCCAGACGAACACUUCUUGAUGCUCUCGGCCGUCCCGAAAAUAGGAAGCGCUUGCCGCUGUGA
Molecule: messenger RNA, 192 nt
Organism: Perkinsus marinus ATCC 50983
Lineage: Eukaryota; Perkinsozoa; Perkinsida; Perkinsidae
Exons: 1
Coding region: 1-192 (63 amino acids)
Source: RefSeq, a predicted model, not a curated record